Coregonus clupeaformis (lake whitefish) is the source of this 2021-nucleotide messenger RNA. Its product is annotated as prolactin-like. NCBI's taxonomy places the organism in Eukaryota, Metazoa, Chordata, Actinopteri, Salmoniformes, Salmonidae. The transcript has 7 exons. Gene Ontology annotation, molecular function: hormone activity. The record is from RefSeq and is a predicted model, not a curated record. Gene Ontology annotation, biological process: response to nutrient levels; positive regulation of cell population proliferation; positive regulation of receptor signaling pathway via JAK-STAT. Gene Ontology annotation, cellular component: extracellular region. Bases 61 to 693 code for a protein of 210 amino acids.
GAAGACAAGGAGAGAAGAGAAAAGAAAGAAAGAAAUUAAGAAAGAAAGAAAGAAAGAAAGAUGGCUCGCCGAUCCCAGGGUACCAAACUCCAUUUAGCAGUUAUGUGUCUAGUUGUGUCCUGCCAUGCCAUUGGCCUCAGUGACCUAAUGGAGAGAGCUUCCCAGCGAUCAGACAAGCUUCACUCACUCAGCACUUCCCUCACCAAGGACCUGGACUCUCACUUUCCACCCAUGGGACGAGUGAUGAUGCCACGCCCCUCUAUGUGUCACACCUCCUCACUACAGACACCCAAGGACAAGGAGCAAGCACUCAGAGUAUCGGAGAAUGAGCUGAUCUCCCUGGCUCGCUCCCUCCUCCUGGCCUGGAACGAUCCCCUGCUGCUGCUCUCCUCCGAGGCGCCCACUCUGCCGCACCCCUCCAACGGCGACAUCAGCAGUAAGAUCAGGGAACUGCAGGACUACUCCAAGAGCCUGGGAGACGGACUGGACAUACUGGUUAACAAGAUGGGCCCGUCAUCCCAGUACAUUUCUUCAAUCCCCUUCAAGGGUGGAGACCUCGGCAAUGACAAGACCUCCCGCCUCAUCAACUUCCACUUCCUCAUGUCCUGCUUCCGCAGGGACUCCCACAAAAUUGACAGUUUCCUCAAGGUCCUUCGAUGCCGGGCUACCAAAAUGCGACCCGAAACAUGUUAGGAGAAAAUGGCAGCCAUUUUGGUUGUGGAUUGUUCUAUUUUCAAACUGAUACAGACGGAGACAAAAUGGGGUAGCCGUUUGAAGGACAAUUCAGGGGAUUGGUUUGUUAAGUUUGAUUUUGUGACAUGACUAAUGCUCUCUGUCAUCUAGAUUACCUUUGGACUAUUCAUAGACUAUAUAUUAUAUUCAACACCUGUCAUCUGAACCACAUUUUACCAGUGUAAUAUACAAUUCAAGAGGUUUUAUUAUUGUUUAUGUUCUGUAAUGCAUUUAAUCAACAAUAUUCAACCUAAUAUUGGCACUUAUAAUCAUUGAAUAAUCCUCUUCAAUUAUUUAUAUAGAUAACAAAAGCAUCCCUCCAAGUCAAUCUUAGUAGAUACAGAGGGCUAUGUUGAUAGUUGACCAAUGACCAUCAUGAUAACAUUUGCACUUUAGAAUAUGAUUUUCUCAAGUCACUUAUAGAACUUCCCUUAUACUAUACACAAUGUACUGUUUCAUUAAAUACCAAGAAAAUCUUCAUUGCAUUAUAAAACAUGAAUACUUGCAGUCCAACCAGAGUUGUAGAUCUCUUUAAAUUGUGAAACCGGGUUCAGAAUUUUGCGGGCACUGUGUUACAUUGUUAUUCCUGUAUUACUGUAUGGUAACAUACUGUAGGUAUAUGAUGAGAGAGAGUGGGCUUUCAAAACACCCAGACCCUCGGAGCCUUUCUCGGUGAGAGAGAGCAAUGCAACAGCCGGGUGAAAACCUGACUCCUCUCCUAGCCGCUCUGUAAACCGACACCUGUUCGCCACAUUUGACAGCUCUGCUCUAGUCAAGAAGAACACGAAGCAAAAUCAGAGCGCAACCAAGCAGCCUACCGUGCCAGCGUGAGUCAACAUGUCAGACUAUGAAGUGUCAGUGCAGCAGCUCAAUGAUCUGUGUGCCAACAGUGACGGUUACUACAGCAUGCCAACACACCAUGUCGACGAGGUGUUCACCAGGAUAUAUGUUGAAAAUGCGUUUGUGGCCAUGAACACGAUGCGUCUGAAGAAGCUAGGCAUCACCCACAUCCUGAAUGCAGCGGAAGGCAACUCCUUCAUGCACGUCAACACCAACGCAGAGUUCUAGGCUGGCACGGGCAUCACAUACUAUGGCAUGGCCGCCAGUGACACAGACCACUUUGACCUCAGCGUCUACUUCGAGGAGGGGGCGGACUUCAUCGAGAAGAUGGGAAGAGUAAAGUGUACGUCCACUGCAGAGAGGGCUACAGCCGCUCCCCAACGCUGGUCAUCGCCUACCUGAUGCUGCGCCACAGGAUGGACGUUCGCUCCGCCCUUUCCAUGGUACGA